CUUUCUUGAUGGAAGGGGGCUGCAUUUAAAAAAAAGUAGAGUAGGCUAAAUGGCAGCUAUUGUUAUACCAGGUAUUAUCUGUAUCUGCGUAAUCUUCAAGGAAUUCACAGGGACUGAUUUACAGGGAUACAAGGAGGGUAACAUGGAAUUCUGUCAAACUUAGCUAGAUACCUGGAAAUCUGGGGAAUUUUUUCACUUGUUUUCUGUGUAAUCUGUGGACUGCAGACAUGAAUGGAAAGGGUUCCGAUCCGCUCAUUUCCACAGCUAGAGGCAAACUUCAGUCCCGAAGAUCCAAGGUGAACGAUCAAAUAAACAGAGAACUCCGUAUGAGAAAUGGAGCUGAAAAUUUGUUUAGAGCUACUGGUAACAAGAGACUAAAGGAACUAGUGGCUGUAGAGCUGUCGUUCUUCAACUCCAACAUCCAGUUACUGAAAGAGGAACUGUCCGAUCUUAACAGCUCAGUCCUGGUGUACCAGCAUGACAAUGGUACACACACAGUUCCCAUGAUUCCUUUGGGCCUAAAGGAGACAACAGAAUGUGACCUAGCUGUACCCAUCAAGGACUUUAUUUUGGAGCAUUACAGUGAAGAUGGAACUCAGUAUGAAAAAGAAAUCCAGGAGCUAUGUGACCUCAGACAGGACAUGCGGACUCCCCAGAGAAAUGAGUCAGGAGUGGAGUUGUUGAUUGAGUACUUUAACCAGUUACACUUCAUUGAGCGGAGAUUUUUCCCUCCUGACCAAGUUCUUGGUGCUCACUUCCACUGGUAUGACUCUCUAACAGGUGUACCCAACACCCAAAAGACAAUGGGCUUCGAGAAAGGCAGUGUUUUAUUUAAUAUUGGUGCUUUAUACACACAGAUUGGCUGUAAACAGGAUAGGACAACUCAUGCAGGCGUACAAGAUGCCAUCAGUAAUUUUCAGAAAGCUGCGGGGACCUUCCGUUAUUUACACAAUCACUUCACUAAUGCUCCUAGUAUGGACAUGCAGCCCCAUACACUGACCAUGCUUAUACAGCUCAUGAUGAGUCAGGCCCAGGAGUGUGUGUUUGAGUGUAAGGUGCUGGGUGGCAAUAAUGAUGGACUCCUAGGAAAUGUCAGAUGUGCUCAAGAAGCUGUUGUGGUGUCCCAGAUGUACGAUGACACAAAGUUACUGAUGACCGCAGAACCUGUCAAGGACUACAUUCCGUACUCAUGGGUCUCCAUGGCGAUGGUGAAAUCCCAGUAUUACAUGGCCAUGGCUCACACUCACAUGGCAAUGGCUAUCAUAGACUGUUCUGAAGAAAAUGACAGUCAGUCUUUAACGGAAUUCAUGGAAGCUCUACAGAACACAAAGGAAGUUGAUACAGAGAACAACAGACUGAGCAUGCCUCAAACGGAGGAGGAGAGAAUUACACUGGGGAAAGCUCACCUAAAAGGGGCACUCAACUGCCAUGAAGAGGCUCUGAGAUUACAUGACCUCUGUAAACAACUGAGAAAAAUUGAUACCUUUCAAGACAUUUUAAAGAAGGCUCAUGACAGGUGCUUGGAAAAAUUUUCAUCUUUGGAGGAGGAGGAUGAUUUCACUGAGGUUCUGAUGUUUCCUAAAAUUAACCCCAAAACAUCUCAAAAUGUCUCCCCCGUCUCUCCAGAGUUCAGAAAUAUCAGUGUGGUAGACAUCUUCAAGAGACUAGGCCCUAUAACAAUAUUUAAUGCCAAAAAUGAAUGGUCUGCACCAAGAACAGUAACUCUGGAUCGUAACCCAGAUCAGGGAUUCGGAUUUAGUGUCCGUGGAGACGCUCCAGUUCGUGUCGCAGAAAUCGAACCUGGCAGUGUUGCUGAGGUGGGCAAACUGAAAGUUGGAGAUUUAGUGGUAGCUGUAGGGGACACAGACACAAAGUGGGCAAAACACGAAGAAGUAGUGAAUCUUGUCAGACAGUGUGGCAACCAUUUAGUUCUCAGACUAGUCACCCCCAACACCCCCCAGGAUCCAGACGCUAGUCACUCAGGCUCCUCCCCGGGGACCCCCCGUGCCCCCCUACGAAUGCAGAGCCCCAGGGAGAGCCUAUCAACUCAGAGCAAUAAAUCAAAUCGUAGUCGGCUUAGUGCACCCUGGAUAUUCAUGAGGAAAGGUUCUAAAGAAAAGCAGGAUAAACCAGAAAAAAGCAAAGAAAUGGAGGAUGGCGAGGCUUUCCUUCACUGAUUAGCAUCUGUUAUGUUUAAUAUGAUUGGUUAGUGAAAUCAUCUGUUGUAUGAUGUUAUUGGUUAGUGUAAUACUGUGAUGUCAUGUCCUUGUCAGAGGCUCCGCCCAUUGACCUGACAGCAGCUAACACAUCUAUGAACACACUAUGUAAAGGGAAUGAUGGGGGAAAACAAGAUCACCCCACACUCCUCAUGCAGACAAGAAAUAAUAUAAAAAUUGUAUGAAUUUUUAUGAACAGAUUUUUGUUUUCAUACAAUGUUGCAUUUUAAACCUGUAUGAUUCAGGGUUUACCUGUCAUAUUUUAUCUGUCAUUUUAUUCAGUGUUAAGAUGCCCUGUACAGAGAGUAGUAUAUUUAUUCAUAUACAGUGUAGUGUGUAACUUUUUGUCUUAAUAACUGCAUCAUAACUCAAUAGAUAUCAUUUUACUGAUCAGCAAUAAGUGAAUACCUUCACAUAUCAGUCCUUUGUCCAGUUCUGUCCAAGCUAUAUAGGUUCUUCCUUCUGAGUGCUCAAUUUGGCGGCAUAAUUUGCUGUCUCCUUGUAUUAUAUACCAGUGCUAAUGGAAAUUGCCAAACUUCCAUGAAGUAUCAAAAGUUUCUUGCCUCAGGUUAAGUAUAUUUUACAUCAGUAUUUUUUUUUUCUCCUAGAUUUUUGGCAGAUAUACAUGUAUUUUUCUAGCUUUUGAAUUUAGGCAUUGCAAUAAUUUACCACAAAACAAUUGUAUACAUUAUAUUUUUACAUAUGACAUACAUGUUGCACUAUUAUUCACAUGUUGCUUUUAAAAGACAUCUUUAUUUAGUAGAAUUGUUUCAGUGAAAUGGACAA
This is a messenger RNA of Saccostrea cuccullata (small rock oyster), 3002 nucleotides long. Its product is annotated as rhophilin-1-like. Gene Ontology annotation, biological process: negative regulation of stress fiber assembly; signal transduction. The transcript has 15 exons. Lineage: Eukaryota; Metazoa; Mollusca; Bivalvia; Ostreida; Ostreidae. The record is from RefSeq and is a predicted model, not a curated record. The coding region runs from base 228 to 2177 and encodes 649 amino acids. Gene Ontology annotation, molecular function: protein binding.